UCAAGGAUUUUGAUGAUAAAAGCAACAUAUCAACUUCAAUGGAGUUUGUUCUCUUACUAUGCCUUCUUUCUUUACUGGUUUCUACACCUUCAGCAGAUUCAAAUGACUGGUUAAGCCAUGGUGGAAACAUACUGAACAGGAGAUACGCCAACAAUGAACACAAGAUAAGACCGGAAACUGUUUCCAAACUGAGAUUGAAAUGGAAAUUCAAUGCCGGAAGAGACAUCACCGCGACGCCGUCGGUUUUCGAUGGAGCAGUUUAUUUCCCAAGUUGGGAUGGAUAUCUCUAUGCGGUCAAAGAAUCCGAUGGAUCUCUUAUUUGGAAACAAAAUUUGCAACAGUUGACCGGCAUUAAUUCUACUGGAGUUAUAUUCAAUGUUAAUGUCACAGCUUCAAGAACAACGCCGACCAUUGCUGAUGAUUUGCUGAUCAUCGGGGUCAGUGGACCGGCUUAUGCUGUUGCUGUGAAGCGAUCCAAUGGGGAGCUUGCUUGGUCAACCCUGCUCGAUGCAAACCCAGCUGGUACCAUCACCAUGUCUGGAACUUACUACAAUGGGAAUUUCUACGUGGGCAUAUCUUCACAGGAGGAAGAGCUAAGCGUCGAAGAAUGUUGCAUCUUUCGUGGAAGCUUCGUCAAAAUAAACGCAAAAACCGGAAAAAUAUUGUGGCAAACCUUCAUGUUACCCGACAAUUUCGGCAAUCGUGGCGAAUACGCAGGUGCUGCCAUUUGGGGCAGCAGUCCACCGAUCGACGUCGAUAGAAACCUCGUCUACAUUGCCACCGGGAAUCUCUACUCGGCACCCCAAAACAUAACCGAUUGCCAAGAGAGACAAAACAAUCAAACCCAAGUUCCUCCUACUCAUACGGAUGAGUGUGUUGAGCCCGAUAACCACUCAGAUUCAUUCCUGGCCCUUGACUUGGACACUGGAAACAUCAAGUGGUUCCAUCAACUUGGAGGCUAUGAUGUUUGGUUCUUUGCCUGUAAUAAUCUUUCCGUUCCCGAUUGUCCUCCGGGUCCAAACCCUGAUGCUGAUUUCGGUGAAGCGCCGAUGAUGCUACGCAUAGACGUGAAUGGAACUAAGAAAGACGUUGUUGUUGCAGUACAAAAAAACGGAUUUGCAUGGGCUUUGGAUCGCGAUGAUGGCAAUAUUAUAUGGUCUACUGAAGCUGGACCUGGUGGUCUCGGCGGAGGCGGAACAUGGGGCGCCGCCACAGAUGAAAAGAGGGUUUACACCAACAUAGCUAACUCCGACGCCAUAAAUUUCACCCUGAAACCAUCUACAAGGAACACUACUGCCGGUGGAUGGGUGGCAAUGGAUGCUAAUAAUGGACAAAUCCUUUGGUCAACGGGCGACCCUAACAAUGGUACAGCGAGUGGGCCUGUGACAGUGGCUAAUGGGGUCUUUUUUGGUGGUUCAACAUACAGGGAAGGACCAGUGUAUGCAAUGGAUGCUAAGAAUGGAGAAAUUUUAUGGUCAUAUAAUACUGGAGCAACUGUUUUCGGUGGGAUGUCUGUGAGCGAUGGGUGCAUUUUCGUUGGCCAUGGAUAUAGGGUUAGUAUUGGAAGCUCGAACCCCAAUUACACCUCUGGAAAUUCACUUUUUGCUUUCUGUAUCUUUUAA
Messenger RNA from Hibiscus syriacus, 1622 nucleotides. RefSeq names its product polyvinylalcohol dehydrogenase-like. The record is from RefSeq and is a predicted model, not a curated record. The transcript is spliced from 4 exons. The coding region runs from base 39 to 1622 and encodes 527 amino acids. NCBI's taxonomy places the organism in Eukaryota, Viridiplantae, Streptophyta, Magnoliopsida, Malvales, Malvaceae.